This is a messenger RNA of Seminavis robusta, 771 nucleotides long. NCBI's taxonomy places the organism in Eukaryota, Bacillariophyta, Bacillariophyceae, Naviculales, Naviculaceae. The record is from the annotation of a GenBank genome assembly.
AUGAAGUUAACAUUGACCCCCUUUACUGUCGUUACCAUCGCCCUUUGUGCUGUUCGAGCGCAAGGAGAUUGCCCUGACGGCUGCAAGGCUACCCAACACUGCGAUACCGACACAAACACAUGCGUCCGCUUUGAAGAACUCUGUGGAGAAGCUGGCUGUGCCGCCAACGAGUUUUGUGGCUCCGACAAGACGUGCAAGGCUUUUUCCUGUGCCAAUUGGUAUCGGUUCAGCCCUUGGCGUCUUGCGGAACAAGGAGCUACCCCCAUGGAAUGUGAAGUGGUCACCGACCCCAACAUAUGGCAAGUCAUUUAUUCGUGCGAGACGUCCCCCACUCAAGGCCCCAAGUUGUAUUCCAAUCAAAAGUGCACAUCGAUGGUGGGCGAAGAUUCCUUUCAUUGUUUCAAUUUGACCCAGGACUUUGAUUUUACGGACUAUGAAGCGCAAGUGACCGCCGCACAAGGAAACAACGAGGCGUGCCUCGGCGUGGAUCAGAAUCCCACGGAUCGCGUCAUGUUGUAUCAAGUCACGUACGAUCAUCCCGAUCAGAAAGCGCCCGAGAGGGUCGACUUGGAUGGAGAAGCCGGUAGUGCCACUCUGCAAACGGAGUUGGCCCUGCAGAGUAUCUUUGUGGAAUAUGUAAAGAAGGACUCGCCCAUUGUCGAGGACAAUACUCAAGAUAACAUCCCGGAUAGUGGAGGAAUGAGCAGUGCGCGUGUUGAUCUAUUGAUGUUAAUGACUGGGGCUGGGGUCAUAGUGUUUGGGUGCAUGUAA